UAACCACAGCCAGUAUCUGCACUGAGAUGACAUUACAGUCACCUUUACCUAGUGUAAACGGACAGCAUUCCCAUAGUUUACUUAGUGUAAACGGACAGCAUUCCCAAAUAGUUUACCUAGUGUAAACGGACAGUAUUCCCAUAUAGUUUACUUAGUGUAAACGGACAGCAUUCCCAUAUAGUUUACCUAGUGUAAACGGACAGCAUUUCCAUAUAGUUCAAAUGACUUAAUGCAAUUUGAACAGAAUGGAAUCAAAGAAGGACAAAGACAACGAACCAGAAUGUGCAAGGAUCACCAAUGGGCUUCUGAAGUCCCGAACAGGGGAAUUUGAUUUAGAGUCCAUUUUGUUUCUUAAACUAAGGGGUCUAGGAAUUUAUGACCUUGGUUGCAUUGGUGAAUGUAUAAACCUGGAGAGACUGGACCUCUCUGGGAAUAAUAUUACAAAUCUAGCACCUCUGGCAUCACUCAGGCUUCUUGUUGUGCUUAACCUGUCAGCUAACAGGAUAUCAAACUUAGAACCCAUCUCUAGCUGUGAAAGCCUUCAGAGUCUAAAUGUGGCCGGCAAUCUUAUAUGCAGCCCUGAUAACCUCCAUGCUCUGAAGUCUUUAAGAAAAUUAGAGAUAAUUAGACUGAAAGACAACACCUAUAAUUACACUAAUCCAGUUUGCAAGAAUUCCUCAUACAGAAACAUCCUCCUUGAAAUGUUUCCAAACAUCAAGGUGUUAGAUGGCGAACGGGUGGUUGGUCGUGGGAGUGAUCUAUAUCAGCUAUGUAAAGAUAUUGAUGAUACAAUAAAAGCAAGCAUAUUUAAAAAUUGCCAACUACCAGAACUGCCAGACUGUAAACCCUGGGUAGAAGACAGUUUUUGGGAGAUAAAGAGAUCAAAUAAUGCCAUUGUUGAUGAAGCUUACAAACAAUUUAAUGAUGUUCUUCACGAAUGCAGGCUGCUGAACAGUAGAGCAUCUCAUGCAAUCUCUCAAACUGAAAGAAGCCUUGGCCUCAAGAACCAACCAAAGCAGUAUGCUGUUUAAAAUCAGAAGCUGUGCCACAGUGAAUAUUUUGAGUAUACCGAAACAGCUUUGCUGUUUUUUUACUUUCAUCUUUUUCUUUUUUAACACACUUGCUUCUUUGUGCGUUUAAAGAUUUGUAUGCUUGAGACAUCACCAGUGCCAGAACUCUCAACUAGGUGUUGCCUGCAUUGUGAAAGUUUAGUUAACUAUGAUUUUGUCCUUUAUGGUUAUCCAACACAGAAAAGACCUGACAUUUAUAAACUGAAUUCAGUUUUGACUGUCAUUUCAGGAUGUUCCAUGAGUUGUUUUUGGACUUGUAACACAGCAGCAUUGUUUAAAGCAAUAACAGCUUAAAAUGUGUUUGUGAAGCCCUUUUGAGGCUUUUCUGUAUUGACCAUUGUUGGCUUUCCAGUACUAAACCUCUUGGUUGCGUUUUUAUUGGAUUUUGUACUUAUUGGGUGCUUUAUAUGAAUGCUUGUAGUUUUUGCAUCCUAAGUGUACUUUGUAUUUUUUUUAACCCUUUUUUCUCAUGUAUCUAUCUAUAUCAGAGUCAAUAGUGACAUAAAUCUAUAUUUGUGUGUUUGUACACUGGGGAAACUUGAUCCCCUGCUGAUUUUGUCAUUUUAACCCCUUUACAAAGACAUGGGUUGUCUAUAAUUUGCCAUGUUAGGUUUAUUUUAACACAGAGACAGAAUAUCAACAAAGAUAUAAAAACACUAAAGGUUAUACAUUAAUUUAUAUAUGAUUAAGUGAAAUAACUUUGAUCCUCAAGCAAAACGUGACUUAGUACUUGGUGGAGAAACCCUUGUUAGCAGUCACAGAUCAGGUGUUUCUUGUAGUUGGUCCCCAGGUUUGUGUAUGUCUCUGGGGUGAUUUUGGCCUACUCCUCUUCACAGACACUCUGUGAGGCCUGGCCACUAAGUGAGACUUCAUUUAGAAGCAAGUGGAUCCUUUCUCCACCUGCAGGUUCCUAUUCAGUGGGAGGAAAGAAACGUUACAGUCAUAAAAGGACCAGGAGGCAAAUGGAUGAUUCCUCCUGAAGCCAAAGAGUCAAUGGACAGAAGCAAAAUAGGGCUAAAGGGUAUGUCCACUUCCUUUGUCAUGUAUUUAUCUUGCAUUUUCUGUUGUUGUUCACAUCAUGAUUGCUAAUGCUCAGGUCCUCUGAAAACACAUAUUCCUAAUCCUGAAGGUUUUGAAGAUGUUGCUUAGCAACACGAUGUUUGAGCUCCUUCCACAGAUUUUCUAUAGGAUUAUGGUCCAGAGACUGGCUAGGCCACUCCAGGAUCUUAAUGUGAUCCUUCUUAAGACACUCCUUUGUUGCCUUGGCCAUAUGUUUUGGAUCAUUGUCAUGCUGGAAGACCCAUCCACGACCAAUCUUCAGUGUUCUGGCUGAGGCUAGGAGGUUCUCAUUCAAGAUUCUACUGUACAUGGCCCCGUUCAUCAGCCCCUCAAUCCCUUGAAGUAUUUCUGUACCCGUUGCAGAGAAACAGCCAAAUGCAGAAUGUUUCCACCUCUGUUUGACAGUGGGGAUGGUGUUCUUGGGGUCAUAUCCAGCAUUUCUAUGCCUCCAAACACAGUGAGUCGAGUUGAUGCCAAAGAGCUCAAUUUUGUUCUCAUCUGACCACAUCACAUUCUUCAAGACUUCUCUGAAUCAUUCACUGGCAAACUUUAGAUGGGCCUGUACAUGAGCCUUCUUGAGCAGAGGGGCUUUGUGGGCAUUGCAGGUUCAUAAUCCAUUACGGCAAAGUGUGUUAUUAAAGGUUUUCUUGGUGACUGUGCUCCAAGCUUCCUUGAGAUCAUUUACAAGCUCUUCCUGUGUAAUUAUGGGCUGACACCUCAUCUCUCUCAUAAUCAUCCUUACCCCACAAGGUGAGAUCUUGCAUGGAUCUCCAGAGCGAGGGCGAUUGACUGUUAUUUUGUAUUUCUUCCAUUUUCAAAUUAUCAUGCCAACAGUGGUCUCUUUCUCACCAAGCUCCUUACUGAUUUUCCUGUAGCCCAUUCCAGCCUUGUGCAGGUCUACAAUCUUCUCCCUGAUGUCCUUUGACAGCUCUUUAGUCUUACCCAUGGUAGUCAAGGGGAAAUAAAAUACUUAUUUCACUUAAUAAAAUACAAAUUGUAACCUUUA
Electrophorus electricus (electric eel) is the source of this 3135-nucleotide messenger RNA. It is a transcript of the gene lrrc61, whose product is annotated as leucine rich repeat containing 61. Gene Ontology annotation, biological process: outer dynein arm assembly. The record is from RefSeq and is a predicted model, not a curated record. Gene Ontology annotation, molecular function: protein binding. NCBI's taxonomy places the organism in Eukaryota, Metazoa, Chordata, Actinopteri, Gymnotiformes, Gymnotidae. Gene Ontology annotation, cellular component: cytoplasm.